Molecule: messenger RNA, 2323 nt
Organism: Chara braunii
Lineage: Eukaryota; Viridiplantae; Streptophyta; Charophyceae; Charales; Characeae
Source: the annotation of a GenBank genome assembly
GGACGGGUGCAGGCCCCCCCAUGUGUUCCCCUCCUUGGGGGCUUGAACUCCGGGGGCCAUGCCCCAGUUGUCGAGGUUUAGUUCUGGUCUCAAAACUGAUGGGGAAAAAAAGAAAAGCAAUGAUGGCAAUGAUGAUGAUGAUGAGGAGGAGGAGGAGGAGGAGGAGGAGAAAGGGGGAGAAGGAGGAGGAGGAGGAGGGGGAGGAGGGGAAAGAAGAAGUGGAGAAGAGAAAAGGAGAAAGGAGAGGGAGGAGGAGGAGAGGGAGGAGGAGGAAAGGAAAGAAGAGGCUGCAGAGCAAUUGGUUGGCCUGCCAGAAGAAGCUGCGGUGAUGACAUCAGGCCAAGGCAAUGCAAGUAGCAGCGGUGUUGAUAGGCUUGGUUCCAGGAAGCAAUUGGGAUGGAGGGAUUCGUCGAUGCCCGACAGCACACCGGGUGGUGGGGUGUUAGGGGCUCGAGGUGGUGAUUGGGAAGGAGGAGGAAGAGGAGGAGGAGGAGGAGGAGGAGGAGGAGGGGGAGAAGAGGAGGAGGAGGAGGAGGAAUCUGAUGUGUUUUUAUUGGGCAAAUCAUAUUUUGACAUGAAAGAGUACAGAAGGGCUGCACAUGCUCUCAGAGGACUUCCUGGGAAAAAGGCAUUUUUUCUGCGCAGCUAUGCAAUGUACUUGGCAGGGGAGAAAAGGAAAGAGGAAGAGGCGGUGGAGAUGGCGGGGCCUCUCGGGAAAAGCGAGGUUGUGAAUCGCGAACUGGCGGCAUUGGAAUCUGAACUUGGACGGAAUUAUGAGCAAGAUCAGCUCGACGCAUUUGGCAUGUACCUUUAUGGUGUUGUUUUGCACCAACGAGAGCGGAAAGCAGAGGCGCGGAUGGUCCUGUGCGCCUCGGUAAAUUCCUACCCAUUGAAUUGGAGUACGUGGGCGGAGCUGCAAGCAAUAUGUACGGAGCCAGAGACCCUACCUAAUCUUUCGCUGAACGAACAUUGGAUGAAGUACUUUUUCCUCGCGAGUGUGUACCUGGAUCUUCAAAAGAACAAAGAAGGUCUUCAUCAGUAUCAACUAUUGCUAGCAGAUUUUCCCCGUAGCGAAUACAUUCUCGCACAAACGGCGACGGCGCAGUACAAUCUCCGAUCUUUCGAUGAAGCCCAGGAGUUAUUUGAAAGUCUGCUUGGAAGCGAUCCUUAUCGAAUCGAAGGGAUGGACAUCUACUCCAACAUUCUUUACGUGAAGGAAGCGUUUUCUGCGCUAAGCUACCUUGCACACAAGGCGGUUUUGACGGACAAGUACCGCCCCGAGACAUGCUGCAUUGUAGGAAACUACUACAGCCUGAAAGCACAACAUCAGAAAGCGGUUUUGUAUUUCAAGCGCGCACUGAAGCUCAAUCGCCAGUAUUUAUCGGCGUGGACCUUGAUGGGCCAUGAAUAUGUUGAGAUGAAAAAUACUCCUGCUGCCAUCGAUGCAUACAGGAGGGCGGUAGACAUAAAUCCGCGAGAUUAUCGAGCCUGGUAUGGACUGGGACAAACCUACGAGAUUCUCGGAAUGCCUUAUUAUGCUUUGUAUUAUUACCGUCGUGCGACUCAACUCCGACCACACGAUCCACGGAUGUGGUGUGCCAUGGGUCAGUGCUAUGAGAAUGAGCAGCUUUUGAUGCAUGAUGCGGCCAUUCGCUGCUACAAGAGAGCUGUUAGCAAUAACGACCGUGAAGGCAUUGCUCUUUUGAAGUUGGCCAAGCUUCACGAACAGCUUAAGCAGGCAGACGCUGCUGCACAUUACUACAGAAAGUGGAUGGACCAGACAGAGGGGCAAGACAUCUCGGAGGCGCUGCUUUAUCUAGCCAACUACUGCAAGACGAAACGGCUUUAUGAGGAGGCAACACAAUACGCGACCAGGCUUCUUGAUUAUGGGGGUCCUAAGAAGGAGGAUGCGAAACCACUGCUUCGAGAGAUCCGGAGCGAGCAACAGCAUGUUCCGCUGUCGCCCCUUAUGGAGAUGGAGACUGUUUCGCCUUGAGUUUCCGCUUGGACAUAGCAGCGGUUCCACCUUGAGUUUUUUCUUUUUCUUUUUCUGUUUCUCUCUUGAGGUCAGUGCUUGUUGUAUCAUCCGAUAAGAUAACCCCCAUGUGCUGCACCCCUGGUGAAUUAUUCCCCUUGCACCCUUUUUGUCCCGGCGGCCCGCCCAUUCCUCCUUUUCUCCGCUCUUCUGUCACAUGCUGUCCCCGCCUGUCCAGUGUCUCGUCCGUUUCCUCACUCUUCUGCUUCCCUACCUCUUCUGCUUCCCUACCUCUGUGCCCCGCCGCGCAUGGGCUUGAACUGCUCGAAAUAAAGGGCACAAAGUUCU